GGAAAAAAUUAAGCCAAAGUCAAAGUCACUGGCGGAGGUGGAAGAAGACUCAGGCAUUGAUGGCGUCUUAGUGGUUGGGCGUGCGUUCAAUCUUUUCCGUAAAUUCAUGACUUAGGGGCGGAAAUCUCGUCCAACACACAACACAAUGGCAUCCUCUUGGGAGAGUUUCAUCGCGUCCUCCACAACCCCAAGCCAGACAGCUGCCCCGUCACCCAGCCCCGGCCCUGCCCCACCAGCCCCCACCCCUACACAGACCCCAAACCCCGCCCCACAGCAGUACCCCCCACAGGAGGCCCACUACCAGUACCCCAAGCAGUAUCCGGGGCUGAGGUUGCCCGCCAAACACAGCCGUCGCGGGGCAAGGACCAACCACGCCAGCUCCACAAACUCCAGUUGGGGGCCCUCCGGUGGGGGUUUCCGGGGGUCCUGGGGUAUCUGGGGGUGCGGGGGUGUCUGGGGCAGGGGCUGGGGUGUCCGGGGCGGGGCUAGCCGGGGUGCAGGAAACAGAUUUGCCCCCAGAGAUGCUUGCAGUUGGUUGGCGGAAAUUUUGGAGCAAACGGGAGCAGAGAGUGUAUUUCUGGAACCGCGCCACAGGGGAGAGCCUCUGGGACAUGCCCGGGGCCUCAGCAGGACACGGCCAGCCCCCCGGGGUCAGCUCAGGUCACCCCCACCCCCACCCCAAUUUUGACCCCAUCAGUGACCCCCUGGGCAUACAGAACCCAGCCAAUGGGGGGGGAGGGGCACCCACCACCGCCACCACCACCACCACCACCACCGCCACCACCCCCACACCCAGCACAAUGAACCCCCAGAACAGCACAACAGCCCCAGCCCCCCCUGGCCCUGUGCCUGGGGGGGGCGUUGGAGGGGGCGGCACCCCCAUAUCGCCCACAGCUGCCCCGGUCUUGUCUGGGGUGAAGAGGAGAGCAUCAGAGGAGGCUGCCGGCGCCCCGGCCAAGAAGUUUGUCCUGGCGGGACCUUGGGAUUUGGAGCUGCCAACAAAUGUGAUAAUGUUCGAGCGACCUCCCAUCACUCUGCCGCAGCCGUACCCCAGUGUGGAGGUUCUGCGCGGCCAGCUCGUCAACAAACUGCGACUCGGGUACCAGGAGAUGUCCCAGGCCAGGCAAGGGAUCGACGCCCCCCGAGACUCGUUUAGCCGUUGGUUGAUGGAGCGGAAGGUGGUGGACCAUGGCUGGGACCCCCUCCUGCCGUCCCAGUGCUUCCCAGAGGUCAGCCAGUCCAUGUACCGAGAGAUUAUGAACGACAUUCCCAUCAAAUUGGAACGUCCGACUUUUACCGGGAAGGCUCGGAAACAGCUCUCCAAGUAUGCCGAGGCUGCCAAACGCAUGAUAGAGACUAGCCGGAAUGCCAGCCAGGAAAGCCGCAAAAUAGUGAAGUGGAAUGUAGAAGACACCUUCCAGUGGCUGAGACGGACCGUAGGGGCCACUUUUGAUGACUACAUGGACCGUCUCGCUCACCUCAAGAGACAGUGCCAGCCUCACCUUACAGAAGCAGCAAAGCAGAGCGUGGAGGGAAUAUGCACUAAGAUUUACAACCUUUCUGUCGAACACGCCAAAAAGAUCCGAGAAAAACACCUUCAGAUCUUAGAGGAGAAUAACAUCCGAGAGGUCGGAGUGCCCCCCGUGAGUGGCCUGCGGAAGGUUUGGUGUUACCCUGUGCAGUUCACCACGCCAUCACCACGGCCACCACCAAUAGACUUUAUGCAGGACAAGGACACAACUUGCCUGGGGUUCAACGGAGGACUGCGAAUUAACACCCCCUAUUUCCACAAGCUGGAGCAGCUGUACCGUUACAACUGUUUUGACGACCGCAAGUUUGAGCUGUUCCUGCCGAGGGUGUGGUGUCUCCUCAAACGCUACCAAUCACUGCUGGGCACCAAUCCAAACGAGGGCCACACCACCCAGUGCGGACUGCCUACUACAGUAAUGGAAUGUCUCAACAAACAUUUCAGUGUGACUUUCGAAUGUUUUGCCUCUCCGCUAAAUUGUUACUUCCGGCAAUACUGCUCAGCCUUCCCCGACACCGACUCUUACUUCGGCUCCAGAGGGCCAAUACUAGACUUCAAGCCAGUGUGUGGGUCAUUCGAAGCUAAUCCUCCGUUCUGUGAGGAACUAAUGGAGGCGAUGGUCCGGCAUUUUGAGAAGCUCUUGUCGGAGUCUCACGAACCACUCUCCUUCAUUGUCUUUGUCCCAGAGUGGAGGGAGCCCGCCCCCUCCGCCCUUCUCCACCUCGAGGCCUCCAGGUUCAACAGGAAGCAGAUUGUGUUGCUUCCGUUUGAGCACGAAUACCGACAUGGAUUCCAACACUUCAUUUCUAAGUCCGAGAUGGUGUUGAAGAGCGGACACGGGACAGUGGCAGUGUGGCUUCAAAAUGACUCCGGAUUCGCGCGCUGGGGUCCCUCUCCCGAAAAGGUCGAUGCUCUUUUAGAAGCCUUUAGACCAGGCAAGGAGCGGGAUAGGGACCGCCAGGAGAUGCUGUCCCCGCCCCGGAGAGACCCCCCCGCAGAAGCCCCGCCCCCGUACGUCGAGGUGAAGCCCCAAAUCGGCCCCGUCGCCCCACAAACACACAUGGGGCAGCCCGCUAACGUGCCAGUGACGGUCGGGGCAGUUGUCACGGCAUCUGGGGCUGUUUCCGGGGCUGUGGGGGCUGUGGGUGGUGUCCCGGCUGUCUCCCCGGCACAGCAGCAGCAGCAGCAGCAGACACAAGCAGCCACGACCACCACAGCAACAGCCACGACGAUAUAAAGCUGUUUUUCUGCAUUUUUGUUUCGACAUUCUCGUUUUUAUGAGUUUAAACACAUUUUAAUUGUUUUUUUAUGUUUUCUAAAUGUUUGUGUUUUUUUUUUUAAUUUCUAGUGUUUUUGUGUGUUUUUUUCAUUAUUUUUUGUGUUUUUGCGAGGUUGGGUGCGUGCAAGGGGGUUGGUAGCCUGUAAACAGUGCUAUAUUUGACCUACAUAGAUAUACAUAGCCUAUAUAAAUAUAUGCAUAUAUAUAUAUUUUUUUUAAUUGUGAGAAAGAAAAAAAGAGAUUGGAUAGCUUAUGUACAAAGUCUCUCUCUCUCUCUCU
Molecule: messenger RNA, 3086 nt
Organism: Portunus trituberculatus (swimming crab)
Lineage: Eukaryota; Metazoa; Arthropoda; Malacostraca; Decapoda; Portunidae
Gene: Pcif1
Product: mRNA (2'-O-methyladenosine-N(6)-)-methyltransferase-like
Cellular component (GO): nucleus
Molecular function (GO): mRNA (2'-O-methyladenosine-N6-)-methyltransferase activity; RNA polymerase II C-terminal domain binding
Source: RefSeq, a predicted model, not a curated record